Lethenteron reissneri (Far Eastern brook lamprey) is the source of this 2629-nucleotide messenger RNA. It is a transcript of the gene GTF3C2, whose product is annotated as general transcription factor IIIC subunit 2. Gene Ontology annotation, molecular function: protein binding. The record is from RefSeq and is a predicted model, not a curated record. Gene Ontology annotation, biological process: transcription by RNA polymerase III. Gene Ontology annotation, cellular component: transcription factor TFIIIC complex. NCBI's taxonomy places the organism in Eukaryota, Metazoa, Chordata, Hyperoartia, Petromyzontiformes, Petromyzontidae.
AUGAUUUGCGGCGGCGACGGCGGCGCUGGGUCUGCACGGCUGGGUUGGUGGAGGAAGGUGCCCUCACGGGACGAGCAGCUGCCACGGAUCCCGCCGAUGAGCAUGGGGACGAAUCCCAACUCGUUUGAAGCACUGCCGUUGGAUAGCCGCGCUUGGGAUUUAAACUUUUUUGUUGGGGGCCCCGUGUGGUCCCUGGACUGGGGUCCCACGCCCAACGGCUCGCUGUCCAAUCAGCAUGUGGCACUCUACGCCAACAGCAGUGCCCUGGAUCUGCACAAACUCAAUCAGAUCCACAGAGAGCCGGCCCUACUGCAGGUGCCACGAAUGGCGCGAAUGGGGCUUCUAGCCGCGGCCUUCUCGGAUGGCAAGGUUCGAGUGUUCUCGCUGCCGCAUGCGGAGGACCUGCCUCAGGCCCAGCUCACCGACGCUGAAGGUGACGCUCCGUCCGCAUCCGCUCUCAAGCUGCCGAACAAAAGAUAUAUAAGAAACUUCUUGGUGACAGCCAGCCACGACCGUUGGAUUAAGUUUUGGGAUGUGCGACGGGCGGAAGAGCCGAGCAGCGCGAUUCGCCGCCACCAGAACACAGAGGUCGCGUGGCUGUUGCACAGCUGCGGGGUCGUGGUGGCGCAGGAGAACUGCUACGCUGCAUAUGGAGUAAAUGGCAUUCACUACCUGGAUUAUGGCUUCCUGGGAUACAAACCGUACCUCUUCAACCCCAGAGUGGGAACGAUUUGGAGUGUGUCGGGCUCGGACUGGCUGAAUGCGGUGUUUUCAGGAGAAAGCACGGGAGAAGUGAUCGGCGCCAUUCUUCCAAACUUUUGGAAGAACCCACACAACAUCAAGCACCCCUACUACAGCAGAUUUCCAGUGUACGCAACCCAGCUGAAAGACGUCCCUUGCAAUGAAGAAGGACAUCGGGAGGAAGCAAGUCCGCCCAGUUCUACAUUAAAUGAGCAAAAUGUGACAGUGGUGGCAACGGAUGGAAACCUGUCCAAGUAUACAGUCGUGUUUCAUGACACUGACCUGACGUGUUUUGAUGAUACCAAUAACCGAGAACCCUUUCAAAACAUGAAUUUUACAAGCAGCAACCACGCAACCUUGGAAGGAAAGCUCCCCAUUACGGGCAUUCACAAGGUUCGAAUUAAUCCCAACCUUGAUGCCCACGUUUGGAUACUGUCAGCUGGCUUUUCGGGAAUUAUUCGGGCACACAAUGUGUUUGCCAUGAAUACUGCGCUGACAGACCCACCAAAUGAAGCCUGCCAAUCAACUGCUUCAGAGUCCACUAAGGAAAUAUAAAAAUGUCUUGGAAAUUGUAAAUAAAGGAGGGCAAGCUUGCAUAUUAAAGACGGUCACCGCAUUGCGUGCGUUCAGAUGCACUUCUGUGGCCGUUUGGAACGUUCUCCCUUCCGAUAUUAAGAAGCCGCUGGACCUAUGCACCUUUAAAUCUAGAUCGAACACAUUUCUUUACAACUGGUUUUGUGUUUAGUUUGUUGUCCUUCCCCCCGCACCUCCGAUGAGCACGGUUGGCUACGUACAGUGGUGCGAGAGAAGUUGUACAUACACACAGUACAUAUUGACAACAAGGAAUUGGGACGUGUGGUUCACAACGUGGGAGCUACGUUACAAACACAGUUUGGAGAAACGGUCGCAUGCCUCGUGGCAGCAGGGCUCCUCGUUGAUAAUCGAUUGUGGAUUUGAGGAAUCUCAGAUUGCACAAAGAUGUGUGUUGUGUUGGGUCAGACCAGAGACUCGUAUUCCAUGCCCUCUCCUCGCUCCUAUUCAAGCAAUACAGUCCGUUCUCCUAUAAUGCAGUAGUUGCGUUCCUGAACAGCACCGCGUUGUGGAAAAAUCGCGUGAAAGUAAAUAAUAUGUAAUAUGGUAAAAACUGUCCGCGAUAACACGUGAGAUACGUACGCAGGCUGAACAAAGACUGAGCCGCAUGUGUAGCAUCUGGAAGCAUCCAACAGCAUCCCGCCUUGUGCGAUGCUACGCCGAGGCAGCCAUGCGACCGCUUAUUUCUAUUCGUGCGACGUUCCGUUCGCUCCAUCGCUUUAUAUAUAAUUCGCGUCCGCGUUAUAAAAAAAUGUUUCCUCGUACAUGCAUUGUGUUAUAUCCAAUUUGCGUUUUGAAAAGGCGUUACAAGAGAACAGACUGUAAUCCUCCCUCCCGGCUUGAGGCCUCCAAUGAGAGAGUGAUCGCGUGCACAUUUGUAAUUCAUGAUCAUCGCUCUAACUCGGUGAUGAUGGUUAAAAUGAUCCUAGCAGUCAUUCUCACAUUCGUGACAUUUAUAUGCAUUUAAAAGGGUUGAAGCGUGCAUCGUUUUAUUUAGAGGUGAUGAGCACUGUUUGAAAACUUAAUUCGCAGAGUAAAAAACAUCAUCACAGACUCCCUCCUCAGCCAUUAACGACCUUGCCUAAGGUGUCCGAGUCCAGGAUCAAAUCUUUCCCUUCCCUCUUGCGCCUGUGACACUUGACUCUGCCUCUUUUGUUUUGUUCAGAGGCCACUGAGUGCACGGCCUCUCGACGUCACCGUGGUGAGAUGCUUUGUGAUGGCCACGGAUUUUGUUUUGUGAAAUAUGAGACGUGCGACAAAGCAGAAGGAAUGUGACCAUAAACAGGGUUCCACUAUA